Malassezia japonica is the source of this 1497-nucleotide messenger RNA. RefSeq lists its product as uncharacterized. The record is from RefSeq and is a predicted model, not a curated record. Gene Ontology annotation, biological process: amino acid metabolic process. The transcript has a single exon. Bases 1 to 1497 code for a protein of 498 amino acids. Lineage: Eukaryota; Fungi; Basidiomycota; Malasseziomycetes; Malasseziales; Malasseziaceae. Gene Ontology annotation, molecular function: pyridoxal phosphate binding; carboxy-lyase activity. Gene Ontology annotation, cellular component: cytoplasm.
AUGGACCUGGAAGGUUUCCGGCGUGCAGGACACGCGGCGAUCGACCGUAUCUGCGAGUACUAUGCAUCGAUUGAGGAACUUCCUGUAGCGGCGCAGGUCGAACACGGCUAUCUUGCGCCUGCGCUCCCCGAGGAGGCGCCGCAGAACGGCGAGGCGUGGAGCGCCAUCGACGCCGACUUUACGCGGCACAUCGUGCCGGGCAUGACGCACUGGCAGCACCCCAUGUUCUUUGGGUACUUUCCCUCGAACGCGACGUACGAGGGGAUCAUUGCGGACAUUUACACGUCCGCGAUGAACAACCCCGGCUUUAACUGGUCCGCAUCGCCCGCCGUGACCGAGCUCGAGUUUGUGGUCCUAGACUGGUUCGCCAAGAUGAUGGGGCUGAGCAGCGCAUUUUACUCCAACGACCUGAGCCAUAGCGGGGGCGGCGUGAUCCUCGGCGGUGCGAGCGAGGCGACGCUCACGAUCGCCAUCGCCGCGCGCGAACGCGCCCUGCGCGCGCUCGCCGUCGACGACCCGACGAGCGCCGCGGACCCGGUGGGGUGGCGCGCGUCGAUGCUGCCCAAGCUUAUCAUGUACGGCACGACGCAGACGCACUCGGUCGGCUCCAAGGCCGCGAUGAUGCUCGGCAUCCGCUUCCGCGCGCUCGACGUCGCCCGCAAGGACGCGUACGGCCUCAGAGGCGCGACGCUCGCGGCGGCCAUCGCCGAGGACCAGGCCAAGGGGCGCGUGCCGUUCAUGCUCGUCGCGACGUACGGCACGACAAACUCGUGCGCGAUCGACAACCUCGACGAGAUCGCCGACGCGCGCCGUGCCGCGCCGCACCUCUGGCUGCACGUCGACGCGGCGUACGGCGGCGUGACGUGGUGCCUGCCCGAGGAGCGCUCGCCGAAGCUCAUGGACGCAUUCAACACACACUUUGACUCGCUCUCGACCAACCUGCACAAGUGGGGCCUCGUGCAGAUGGAGAGCGCGCCGACCUACGUGCGCGACCGCCGCCUGCUUGCCGACGCGCUGUCCAUGACGCCCGACAUUCUCAAGUCCAAGGGCAUGGACCCCGCCGCACUGAACGACCUGCGCAACUUGCAGAUCGUGCUCGGCCGCCGCUUCCGUGCGCUCAAGGUGUGGUUCAUCCUGCGCAGCUACGGCCAGGAGGGCUUCCGCGCACACCUGCGCCGCAGCAUCGCGCUCGCGCAGCGCUUCGCCAAGGGCCUCGAGGCUCUGCCGCAGCUUGAGAUUGUGAAUCCCCCACGCUGGGGCCUCGUCAUGUUCCGCGUGCGCGCGCCGCCGGGCGGUGACGUCGACGCGCUGAACCACGCGUUCCACGACGUGCUCCUCACGCACGACAAGGAGCUCUUUCUCUCCCCGACCGUCCUGCCGGAGGUGGGGUACUGCGAGCGCCUCGUCGUCGGCGCGCCGUCGACCACCGAGGCGCACGUCGACCACGCCUUGCAGCUCGUCGCGGCGUGCGCCGAGGCGGUCGUGCCUGCAGAAUGA